AUGGAAAAAAUGAAUUCGCUAAUAUUAAUGCUACUGUUUGCCGAUUCGACUGCUUGGACACGUCUGAAAUUCGUCAAAUCAGGAAGUGAAAGACUACAACAAAAUGUUAUGGAUAGGACAGCAUGCAACCAUCACAAUUGUCUGAAAAAUCGGAAAUUUUUACUAACAAUGAUGCAAUCGCCACUUCGAAUAAUAAAUAUCGCUGUGGAUCCACCAGUAAAUAUUCUUAUUAGGAAUAGCGAUGAGUGCAAGUACAACGAAGAUUGCAAGGAUGAAAAUUUUUGUUGGAAUGGAUAUUGUAUGCCGCGAGGUAAUCCUGGAGAUUCUUGCCUAUCAGACGAUCAAUGUUCCUCAGGACUGAUGUGUUCAAACCAAACUGGAUCAAAUGAUGGAAUAUGCAUUUCCCAUUUGACAGAAAAAAACAUCAAAAACGUUAGCGACAAAUCAGGGAUGAAUUGGAUUCCUAAGGAUCAAGUGAUUAAAACUAAUGCAAAAAUGGAAAAAAAGUUGGAAACAAUUUUUACACACAAGGAUGAAGGAAUAAAUACUUUUGGCGGAAUGAUGGGGGAAUUCUCUUCACUCUCCAUUACAACGGACGGCACUUUGAACACAAUAAAAGCUCCUUCAUCUCCUGAGACAGAAAUCACAACCGAGGGUACAUUAUCAACGUUUCCUUCAUUUUCCGCGGCAGAAAUUACCACUGAAGACUCAUUAUCAAUGUCGCUUUCAUCUCCUGAGACAGAAAUCACAACCGAGGGUACAUUAUCAACGUUUCCUUCAUUUUCCGCGGCAGAAAUUACCACUGAAGACUCAUUAUCAAUGUCGCUUUCAUCUCCUGAGACAGAAAUCACAACCGACAAUACAUUAUUAACGUUUCCAUCGAUAGAAAUUACAGCUCAAAACUCAUUAUCUCGUGUGACAGAAAUUAUCACUGAUAAUGCAUCAGCCACAAAAUCUUCUUCAUCUCCUAUGUCAGAAGAUAGCAUUGAGGAUGCAGUAAUGGGACCUUCGUCCUUCUCAACAGAAAAUAGUGGUGAAGGUAAAACUACAGUUAAGUUUGCUUUUACCGCUACGAUUGGAAAGAGCAACAUAAGUGAAGCCGAAAAAGAUAUUCCUACGGUUCCCUCGAAUCAGUCUGAUGUCACUAACAUGAAUACUGUUGACUCACACAGAGGAAUUCUUUUUGAAGUCGAAAACAAUUCAAAGAGUUAUUCCGAGAUCGCUGAUAUGAUAAGCUCUUAUUCAUCGCAUCCUUCAAAUGAUUCAUCCACAACUGCUUUAAACACAACGGACAUUUCAACUUAUUUGCUGCCGCAACCACAAUAUUGGUGUGACGAUGGCUGGAAACUUUUUCGGGGUCGGUGUUACAUUCAGAUGAAUGACGGCAAUUACACAUAUCAUGAAGCUAAAAAGAAGUGUAUGAAUAUGGGAGCGCUGUUAGUGGCUAUCGUUAAUGAAGAUGUCACAGGAUUUUUGUAUUCUAAUUUCUACUUCAAGCAUCCAUUUUGGAUUGGUCUUUCGAACGAUGGCAAAGGAUGGAAAUGGUCAGAUGGCACAAAAUUGAAGUAUCAGUUGUGGGGUAAGAAUGAACCGAAUACAAUAUACUCUUGUGUAUUUGCGGAAACCGAAAAGAAUGGAAGAAAUUGGUACACAGCUAAUUGCGAUGACACAAUCCUUCAUGAUAGCGUAAUUGGCUGCGUAUGUCAGCAAUAA
Messenger RNA from Brugia pahangi, 1713 nucleotides. Lineage: Eukaryota; Metazoa; Nematoda; Chromadorea; Rhabditida; Onchocercidae. The record is from the annotation of a GenBank genome assembly.